AUGGCUAGAUGCUACGAUUCUUUGGGACAACCCUAUCGCUGUCGGUCAGCAUGGUAUGACUGGGGAAGAUGGGUAGCUCUCGGAAUCAUCAUUUUCGCCGCCAUCCUCUUCUUCUUCCUGUUUAGUUGCUGGAGUGCUCGCCGAAGACGCCGUGCUGGUCGCCAACCAUUUUAUGGCACUGGCUGGGCCGGACGGACACCCUGGGGUCAUAGCCCUGCCACAUACAAUCCCCACUAUCAAACGCAACAACAACCCCACUACAACCAACAAGCACCUCCCACCUACAAUCAGACUCAAAACUAUGGAGGAUAUUACGGAGAAAAUCAAGGGUACUUUGGCGGAAGGCAAACGGAUGUCGAGAUGCAACCACCGCAAAAUGCUUAUCGCGGAGGAGACAAUGUCUACGAACCUCCCUCAGGUCCUCCACCGCCAAAGAACUAA
Messenger RNA from Rhinocladiella mackenziei CBS 650.93, 441 nucleotides. RefSeq lists its product as uncharacterized. Lineage: Eukaryota; Fungi; Ascomycota; Eurotiomycetes; Chaetothyriales; Herpotrichiellaceae. The record is from RefSeq and is a predicted model, not a curated record. The coding region runs from base 1 to 441 and encodes 146 amino acids. Gene Ontology annotation, biological process: vesicle-mediated transport. The transcript is spliced from 2 exons. Gene Ontology annotation, cellular component: intracellular membrane-bounded organelle.